This is a messenger RNA of Clarias gariepinus (North African catfish), 1327 nucleotides long. RefSeq names its product polycomb group ring finger 6 (gene pcgf6). The record is from RefSeq and is a predicted model, not a curated record. NCBI's taxonomy places the organism in Eukaryota, Metazoa, Chordata, Actinopteri, Siluriformes, Clariidae. The transcript is spliced from 10 exons. The coding region runs from base 201 to 992 and encodes 263 amino acids. Gene Ontology annotation, biological process: regulation of transcription by RNA polymerase II. Gene Ontology annotation, cellular component: PRC1 complex.
CAAAGCUUAACUCGCGGGAUUUAAUGUUGUAGCAACCGGGUGUGAGGAGCAACGCCGAUAAAGUUAAUUUAUUUGCUGUUACACGCUUUAAACUAAACAGACUAGUUGAAAAACAAAAUCAAAAGCCAAAUAUGGUUAUGUUUAGUUAGAAUUAUCAAAAUAUUUAAGAAAAAUAAAUUAAAUAAGCAUAAAAUCGAAGAAUGGAUGACAGCCGUGAGGGGAGCGAAAGUUCGGGCGAGGGCUGGUGCAGUGGCGCUGACGACCAGGAGAAAACCCCAGGGAACAGCAGCACCUGUGCAGAGCCUUCAUUUCCACUGAGGGAGCUGUACCCUUACAUUCGUUGUGCUCUCUGCAAUGGCUUCUUCAUCGAUGCCACCACUAUCACUGAAUGCCUUCAUACAUUCUGUAAAAGUUGCAUUGUCAAGCACUUCUUUAGCAGCAACAGGUGUCCCAACUGUGCAAUCAUCGUUCAUCAAACACAACCACUAUACAAUCUAAGACCUGACAGGCAAUUACAAGAUAUUGUUUAUAGGACGGUCCCAUAUUUGGAAGAAAUGGAGAGGGCGAGAAUGUGUACAUUUUACAAGGAGAAAGGUCUGCCAAUCCCAAAAGCAGCAGCCCCAGGUAUGCUUUCAAUAAAACUUCUGAGACAGAAGAGAGACUCCAUGCCACAGUCUGUUUUUACCAUUCCUCCAGAACUCGAUGUGUCUCUAAUGUUGGAUUUUGUUGGAGCUGAGGAGGGCAUUGAGAAUUAUAAGCCUUUGGAGAGAAAGUACAUCCGUGUCUCAGGUGAAGCUACAAUUCGUCACGUGGAGCUCUUUAUCAGAAGGAAGAUGGAGUUGAGUCCAAAUUUGAAGGUGGAUGUUGUUUGUGGAGAGCAUCUCUUAAAGCAAUGUCAGUCUUUAAGAGAAGUCCAAAGAACGAUGGGAGAAAAUUCUCUACAGGAUGGAAUGCUGGUUUUACAGUUUGGACUUGUGCUGCCUACUCAGUAAACAGACGACUGUGAUGUAUCUAAACUACUGUCUACAGGGAACAAACUAAGGGCUAGUCUGAACUUUUUGAGAAGCACACUGCUUCAUGCCUACUGUUAAAAACAUUUCUCUAUGGUUGUUACCAUAAUAGUUUUCUAUGUUCUCAACUUGUGUUGAUUCCUUCAAUUCUGUUUUGUAUUUGAGCACUAAACUUUCUAAGGGGAAAAAACAAAACACAAUAUGUGGUAUAAAAUAUAGGAGGAACAGUAAAGACAUCGAUCUAAUAAAUAUAUAUUUUACAUUUUGUGCUUUUGGUUAAAAAUAGUUGGAUUAAAAGUGCAUAAGUGUUUUUAAAA